AUGUCAUAUGUCAAUUGUCAAAAGGUUUUUGCUAGAUACCAGCAUGUCAAAGCACCUAAAAAUAUAUCGCAAAGUGUGGAUUUCACUAAAUAUUCACCAAUUCAGCCAGUAAAGGAUGGAUUAGCACCAUAUAUUUAUGAAAUCAUGAAGGCUUUCCCAAAUGGCUCCAGGUAUGUUAAUCAGCAACAUUAUUAUCAUAACCAGAUGACUUUAAUAAAAGAGUAUGCCAGUAAACGUCCACAUCCUGUAUCUUUGACUCAAUUAGCCCAAUACUAUGAUGAUUAUAAGGGUCUUACCAAAAAUAAAAUUAUCAAUUCAGGUCGAUUUGUUAAGGAAGAGUUAGCUAUAAGAAUUGCUGGUAAAUUAUUAGUCUUGCAAAAUCUUCCCUUUGAUGUUGUAAACAAUUUUCAUUUUGCACAAGUAUAUGAGUCUUAUUAUGAUAUUUUUGAAAGGUUUCGAAAAUUCCCAGCAAUUAAAACAUUAGAUGAUAAUUUGAAAUUUGCAGAAUUUACUAAGAAGAUAUUACAGGAUUUUAACUGUUUAAAUUUACCUCAUUUGAUUAUGGGUGCAUUGGAAUGCUCUAUUUUAGAUUUAUAUCCAGCUGAUAAAAUGGAUGCUCUACUGUCAGAGUUAUUAAGAGCUCGUAUUUCUAGGCGAUUGAUUGUUGAAGAACAUCUAAGUGUUACUGCAAACUAUAUGAGUGGAAAGAAGGAGAAUACGUUAGUCUUAGGCGAUAUUUUUCAAGAAUGUUCAGCGAUGGAUUAUAUUAUGGAAGCUUCAAAAACUUGUGAGAAAUUUAUUAAAGAUGUAUAUUUUGAUGAUUUGCCUAUGCCUAAACUCAUUGUCCAAGGGGAAACAGAUUUAAAAUUUUAUUUUUUACCGUCUCAUUUGAGAUAUAUGUUAAAUGAAAUACUUAGAAAUAUCUAUGAGGCAACAGUGAAAAAUUUUAUUCAAAAAGGACUUGAAACGCCUGCACCUAUUAUUAUUAGAAUAAUUAAAAAUGAAGAAAGCUAUAUAUUUAAAAUAUCCGAUAGAGCUGGAGGUAUUUUGCAUCCAAAUGAAAAUAUUUGGUCAUUUUCUAAGUCUAAAGAAAGAACCAAAGAGUCUUUACGAAAUUUCCAUCGACUACCAGGUCUUCAGACUGUAUCUUUGUAUGAUCAUAUAUAUCAGGAUAAGAUUAAUACUUUUGAAAGUAGUGGGUCGGAUGAGGAAACUUUAAAGAAUUAUAUUAUGACCAAGCCCUAUUUAAGAACUUCUUUGGAACCAAUAUCUCAUUGGGAUUUAAAGAGGGGUUCACUUAAAUGUCAAGCACCCUUACUCGAGAUGUCACAAAGAUCGUUUCGUUAUAAGCUUGGUAUAGGCCUCGCUAUGUGUAAAGUUUAUGCAGAAUAUUGGAAUGGUGAACUAUGUUUACAUUCUAUUCCACAGUAUGGUGUAGACACAAUUUUAAAAUUAGGAAAUUUAUUAACACACACAAAAAAAAAGCAGCUAGAUAAAGUUUAA
Arxiozyma heterogenica is the source of this 1503-nucleotide messenger RNA. It is a transcript of the gene PKP2, whose product is annotated as protein kinase PKP2. Gene Ontology annotation, biological process: regulation of glucose metabolic process; protein phosphorylation. The record is from RefSeq and is a predicted model, not a curated record. The transcript has a single exon. The coding region runs from base 1 to 1503 and encodes 500 amino acids. Gene Ontology annotation, cellular component: mitochondrion. Lineage: Eukaryota; Fungi; Ascomycota; Saccharomycetes; Saccharomycetales; Saccharomycetaceae. Gene Ontology annotation, molecular function: pyruvate dehydrogenase (acetyl-transferring) kinase activity.